UAGCCCACCUACACUCAUAUAUCCAUCUUUUUAUAUACUAUUUCCUUAAUUCUACACAAUGUCUCUAGUUAAAGACCUUUUUUCGAAUAGAGAGCACGAAUUCGAGACUACGAGGUGGCAUUCGCGCCUAUCAAAAGAUGCCUCAUGCUACGAAAACUGCGUAGUAAAGUCCGUCAUCCACGUGAAGAGCGUUGCUUCUUCCCUCGCGCACGAAUCCCUUCACAUUGCCAUCGAGAACACCGUUACCGGCGCCCGCACCCGUAUUGUAGCAGAGCGCAACGUAUCUAAUGACCUGGUUGUGCUUGGGCGAUGGGGCUCGACACACCAUCCUCUAGGCCAGCAAGACUCUGACGGAAACACUAAGAGCAACGGAAGCAGAAGCGUAGGCAGCUCUACGAUUUUUCGGCCUGUACUACCCUUGCGCAGUCUCAAGUUCACAACAGACAGCUUCACGGUGGUGCGAUUGGCCGAGAUACUUAAACAGACCACCGUCGUAGGCGGACCUUGGUGUCCGGUCGGAAGCAACUGCUACUGGUUUGCUGCCACCGUUUACAAGAGCAUCAAGAAGCAGUUCUCGUGUGUCGAAGAUCGGUAUCACUUCUACGAGACCGCCGAUAAAUUCGAGCAGGACAUAAAAAAGGAAUGGUACACGUUUUAA
This is a messenger RNA of Daldinia caldariorum, 658 nucleotides long. RefSeq lists its product as uncharacterized. The record is from RefSeq and is a predicted model, not a curated record. Bases 59 to 658 code for a protein of 199 amino acids. The transcript is spliced from 2 exons. Lineage: Eukaryota; Fungi; Ascomycota; Sordariomycetes; Xylariales; Hypoxylaceae.